AAAGUGGUCGAAGAAUGUCCUGAGGCAAUAGACUCGUUGAGUUUUAUUGUGCGAUCUGGUGUGCGAAUCGAGGAUAUGACACAUUGGCCGGGAACAGCACGAGAAUGGUUGAACGCACAGGAGGCUGUGUCCGAGCAAAACAUCAGUAAAGCGAUUUCGAUUCUGUCGGCAGUCGAAAGCAGUAAUUUGAGGAUUAUAAUUGAAUUAGGCAGAUUGCACUACGCAAUUGGCCAACGUCAAAAAGCAGCGAUGCAUUUGCAGAGGGCACACAAUCUGGACAGUGGAUGCUCGUAUUCAAUGGAUAUCCUCGCCUAUAUUCUGGCUCAGGUAUUUUAUUGA
Molecule: messenger RNA, 339 nt
Organism: Anisakis simplex (herring worm)
Lineage: Eukaryota; Metazoa; Nematoda; Chromadorea; Rhabditida; Anisakidae
Source: the annotation of a GenBank genome assembly